This is a messenger RNA of Perognathus longimembris pacificus (Pacific pocket mouse), 1421 nucleotides long. RefSeq lists its product as uncharacterized. The annotation marks the transcript as partial. The transcript is spliced from 2 exons. Lineage: Eukaryota; Metazoa; Chordata; Mammalia; Rodentia; Heteromyidae. The record is from RefSeq and is a predicted model, not a curated record.
GAUUCCAGUCCUGUGUGACGGGGGGCCAGUCCCUGUUUGUCUCCUCUGAGAAACGGGAUAGACAAAGGGCACCCUGUGCCCACGCCUGUGCCACACAGUGCGUGCACACCGCAGGCCAGGCACUCCUGUGGCACACGCGUGUGGGGAUGAGGGCCCCCCUGCUGGGACGGACCCAGCCCCUGCCCCCCCCGCCAGCCCUGAUCUCUAUCACCCCAGGCUUCCUGUCCCUGCCCGGGCCUGGCCACCUGCCAAGGCAAAGCCGCUGGCCCGUCCCAGCGGGCCGGAGGCGGCCAAGUAAGCUGAGCUCACCAGCCCGGAGCUGCUGCUGCUUCCGGAGAACCGGCUCCGUCCCAGGGAAGAGGGACGAGGCAGCCGCUGCCUCAAGGCCUGACAACCAAGGGGACUGGAAGGCCAGAGCGGAGAGGGCUUGGGUGCCACAGGGCUCAGUGGUGAUGGCCUGCUCUCACAGUCGCUUGUCCACCGGCGGUGUCCUGGGAGCCCAUGGGUCUGCCGCCGUAGCGAUGGUGGAGGUGGGCUCUCUCCUCACCGCCGUGCCAGGCCUCGGGGACCUCACCAAGGACGACACCCUGAAGCAGACAUACUUCUACCCGGCCCGGGACCCCUUGGCCUGCGUCCUCCGGAGCUCGGCCCACUGCUUCCCGCUGCCACGCCUGUCUCCUAGACCCUUCUCCAAGGAGCAGGGCCUCGACGGGAGAGACCCCGGUCCCCCCAGGCCUGGGCCCGCUGGGGUCCCCAAGGCAGCACUGCGGGGCUUGGACGGCAGGAUGCCCAGCCUGGCGGGGCAGGAGGCGGGAGGCGGGGAGGCCACCCGGGCCAGCUCGCCCUCACCCCACAAGACCUCAGGUCUACAGCAAGCCGUGUCCGCCUUUGAGAGCCACAGUGCCGGCCCCAUGGUGGGGACAGGCACUGGUGAGCGGUGUCUAGCGGCCAGCGCAGGUGUACCCCACAACCCACCCUGCAGCUCCAGGCCCCAGCUUGCUGCCAAGCCGGCCCUGCCCACCCGGAAGCUCCCUGGGACCCUCCCCUGGCCAGCCCCCCUGUCCCCAGAUGCCCGAUCGGUGGCACCCCCACAGCAGGAGGAGGCCCAGGCCCGGCCUCUACCCAAGGCCAGCAGUGUGGAGGACCAGGCAGGCCACGCACCUGGGCCCCGGCUGCGCCCCAAGAGGAGGCCCGUGUCGGCCAUCUUCACUGAGGGCUUGCUGCCUCCCGGGCCAGGCUUGGGCGGGAAGCCACCCCCGGACCCUCCUGAGAAGACGUGGGUCCGGAAGCCCCGGCCCCUGUCGGUGGACCUCACAGCCCGCUUUGAGAGCAGGGAAGUCCUGCUGAGGAAGGCAGCCAUCGAGGGGGCCGGAGGGGAGGGCUGGAGCACGGGAGGGGCCAGCCCUGAGCCUGCAGCGGAU